AUGAAACGAACGCGGAAGCUGCAGAUUAGCUGCGGGGACGAGGAGGACGAUGCGUGGGAGAUGAAGAAUGCUGACGUGGACAGCGGCUCGACGAUAGAGACCAAGCCAGGCGGUGCUACUGAUAGUGGUAGCGGAGCUGAGCGGUCUAGUUUAGAGACGUCCUUAGUAAGAGAAAGCUCAGUGAUUCCUACUCCUAGCACCACCACCACCGUAACGACAAGCAUUGCCGACUUUCACUCAUCGGGAUAUGGCGACUCGGUAUCUUCCGCUUGGGACCACAUUUUAGGAAGCGACGCGACUCCCACCGGAAGCGGCGGCCGCGGGUUGCAUGAUUCCCCUCUCACUCCGACCCCGCCAACUCCGAUACACGACAAAAUUCUCCAGUCCACGUCCAUCGAGAUCGGUCACGUCGGCACGCUGACGUGGCGCCAGCUGGCGGUUGACCGCGAUUUGAGGCUGAUUUCCUGGUGGCAUCACGUGCCGCUUUACAGCCGCGACGGGCUCCUUAAUUUCGUCUGCACGACGCCUAGAGGCUCGUGGAUAAAGUACGAGGUAGCUCAGGACGAGGAGUUUACUCCGCUACGAAUCGCCCAGUUCGACAAUAGUCCUUCUAAGCCCGCGCAUUUCGCGGAGAACGCUACGCGGUUCAGCCUAGGGUUUCUCCCGCAGACCUACGCGGACCCCGCGCAGCCCAACCCCGACUAUGGCGGCCUGGCGUACCAAGGCGGUCCGAUGGAUGCCUUGCUGCUGGAUCUCAACGACGCGUCGCGGGCCGGGUUCGCCUCGCUGGGCGCCUCGUCGAUCAGUCUGUCUAAUAGGCUGCCGUCCCGCGAUUUGCGGACAGGGGAUGUGUGUCAGGUGAAAGUGGUCGGAGCGUUCGCGGUUGUGCAACAGAAGAGCCGCCUUUCCUGGAAGCUUCUCGCUAUUCCCGCGGCGCCGGGUACUAGUGGUAGUCGAGGUAGUGGUGCCGGCCUGGAGGAUGACGUGGCGGAUCAGAUAAAUGACGUGGCAGAUUUGCAUGCUCUGUUUCCGGGCCUGCUGGACGACAUUCGCGAAUGGCUGCGAUUCUGCGACUGCGUCGAUCCAGACGACGAGGAGAACGAGUUUGGGCUCAACCAGAGGGCGGGCGCUGCUGACGUGGCGCUGGCAAUCAUUGCGCAGGCGCAUGCUUCCUGGCAGCUUCUCACCGACGACAGCCCGCCGCCCUCCCCCUGGAGCCCCGCUAACCUCGUGCUCUCGGCGCGCGUUUUGCAGGAGAAAUGGCGCAAAUACACUGAUCAGUAUUGUAUGGAGACGCCUUGUAGAGGAGAUGGGAAGGGGGGCAGCUGGGAGGGUGAACGAGGGGGGAGGGGGUUCAGUGUGGGGAGCUUGGGAAGCUGGCAGGGGGGAGGUGCGAGUGGGUAUGUGAGUGGUAGUGGGAGUCUGAGUGGGAGUGUGGGCGCUGCUACUGCUGCCCCUCCGCACAACCUCCCGUUUGUUCCAUUCAGCGAUCCCACCACCUCGAGUGCUGAAAGGAGGUUCGACAGGGCGUGGGAGGAGACGAGCAGCAGAGCAGGCUCGUUUGCUGGCAGCAGCACCCGCUCGUUCUCUCAUGCUCCUGCUCCUAGUGAUGCUGAUGGCAGUGCUGGUGCUGAUAAUGGUGGUGGUGGUGGGUGGGAUGGUCUCGGAAAGGCUCGUCGCAAGUCGGGGUCAUGGGAUUUCGGCAACAUGACUGUCGGAGGGGUGUGGGUAUCCGAUGCUCUAGCAGUGCGUAACAGUGUUACCACUGGUAACACAGUAACAUCUCUUGCCACUGCUCCGUUCGCUGACAUUUGUGCCCCUGAUGAAAGUCUCAGUGCCACUGUAGCCGAGGCAACUAGCGGUCACCACGUAACACUAUCAAGUAACAAGGCACCAGCCACAGAGCACAGCAGAGGCUUCCCUCUCUUUAGACACAGCAGCUUGAACCGCGCCUUACUUAACGACCACAGAACAGCUCUGGCCAGGCUCGGCGCGCUCUGGGGCACGGGAGGAGGCUCGGACCGUCCUCCUCCCGAACCUGACGCACAGAUUCAGGAAUCCUCCAAGCCUGACGGCGAGGUUCGGGGAUCUUCCAAGCCUGAUGGGGCGGCUCGGGCAGUGCAGCGGCGUUGGGGGGGUUGGAGGUAUGGGCCUAUGGGGGGACGAAUGGGUGAGGGGAGUGAAGGCGGAGCAGGUGGGGCAGCUGCAGCUACAGGUUUAGCAGCAGGAACAAGAGCAACAAGAGCAGCAUCAGCAACUGCAGCAGCAGCAGCAACAGCAGCAGCAGCAGCGGCAGCAGCAACAGCAGCAGGUGGUUCAGUAAGAGCAGGUGAAGUGAGUGUGACGCCAAGACCCCUCACAGCUGAAAGCCCUAGUGUGGGAGGAGGCGGUAUCGCUGGCAGGAGGAGGAGAGGCAGGCAGGGCAACAGCAACUGGCUGUCGCUCUCCUCAUCCUCGUUUGGAGACGCCUCGAUAGCAGACACACUCGAUCUGGCAUCGCCGCGCACCAGCCUGAGUGACGCCUGGGAUCAGGCCCUCAUUGCCUCUCUGGAUGAUGAUGCCUCGCUGCUUCCCCUGCCGCCCACCCUCGCUGCUGCCUGGGGUGGUGGAGGCUCUAUUGCUGCUGGUGCUACUGCUGGGUCAGUCAGGGGCGGGGUGCUGCAGGGUGGCAGUGGUGGUGAGGCGUCUGAUGCAUCCCAGGUGGCAUCCCAGACGAGGGAGAUUCUUGCGUGCUCUCAAAGGCUUGCUGCGGGGGUGCAGGCAGCUGCUGCUGCUGCGGCGGUGGUGGCAGGAAGGGGAGGCGAAGCAGCAGCAGCAGAGGCUGAGCAGGACGGUGUAUGCAGUAUUGGCAACGAAAGGCAACAGAUGGAAGACUGUGACAGCAGGCCAGGUGACAGUAAUGGGAUGCUGUGUGUCAGCAGCAGCCGGGGUAUGGAAACACGACCCCUCUCAGUAGUCUCAGCCUCAUCUGUACCUUCAGUGGCUUCAGUCGCUUCAACACCUUCUGUAGUCACUGCCGCUGCUGCUUGCCAUGGGGUGGGAGAGGACGGAUCAGGAGUAGGAGAGAUUUCAUUGGGAGUAUCCCUUCCAACCACUCCUUCUCUCCCGUCCUCCCUUCUCUCCCCCACCUCCUCCGUUUCCUCUGCCACCAUCAGCAUUCCCCGAACCUACAGCAGCUCCGGAAGAUUGGAAGCUUGGGGGAAGGUAGUGCGGUUGGAAGCGGUAUUAGUGGGUAUGCUACGCGGGAGUCCUCAUGUAUUAGUGAUAUGGACGGAGCCUUGCAUUCCAAGACUUUCAACUGGAACGAGAUAA
Molecule: messenger RNA, 3312 nt
Organism: Closterium sp. Yama58-4
Lineage: Eukaryota; Viridiplantae; Streptophyta; Zygnematophyceae; Desmidiales; Closteriaceae
Source: the annotation of a GenBank genome assembly